CUCCCCUUACAAAGUCAUUUGCGUGCUGUGAUAUAACAUACACUCCACCACUACGUCGCUUUAUAUCACCACUCUACAGACCCCUUACUACGUAAUCGUCACGCCCGGAAACGAGCACCAUGCCAGCCAACAAGGUUCCUGACACCCCAGUGGAAGUCCUUGUGGAUCUCUUAACAAAAGCUAAUGAGAUAGCCAAAACAAGUGAUAAUGUGCCAGAAGGGUUGACUCGUCACUUGCAGAAGGCCUUGGACAUAGCAAGUGGCCUGGAUGACUACCUGGAAAAAAUGACCACACAGGAGAGUAAACCUCUGGCAGAACUCUAUGAGAAAACAAUUUCCCAUGACUGGGAACAAGUGCACAAGGAGGGCAAAACCAUGUUCAAGCUUCCCAAAGAGUGCAUCACUGGACAUGUUGAAGGCCAGACCCUCAAGAUGCUGAUUCACAUGAGUCAAGCUAAGAGGGUUCUGGAGAUUGGGAUGUUCACAGGCUAUGGUGCACUGUCAAUGGCUGAAGGUCUUCCUGAGGAUGGCUGCUUAGUUGCCUGUGAGUUAGAGGCGUACCUCAAAGACUUUGCCCAGCCAAUUUUUGACAAGUCUCCACAUGGAAGAAAGAUUAAUGUCCAUACUGGACCUGCCAUGGACACCUUAAAGGAAUUGGCUGCUGCAGGGGAGCAGUUUGACAUGGUGUUCAUCGAUGCGGACAAGAAUAAUUAUAUUAACUAUUACAACUUUAUUUUGGACAACAACCUGCUGAGAUUGGGAGGGAUCAUAUGUGUUGAUAACUCACUGUUCAAAGCUAAAGUUUAUCUAAAAGACUCCACAGAUGACAAUGCACUGGCUCUUAGAGAAUUUAAUCAGUUUGUCUGUGAUGAUCCCCGCGUGGAGCAGGUCAUGAUCCCUCUUAGAGAUGGGAUCAGUUUGAUCCGUCGGGUAUCUGCUGUUUUGGAAAGCUCAGUGACCCAGAGUAAAAUAACAGAUGACGAAGUUUUCCGCGGGGUCAAAGGACGCUCCAUCCUCGAUCGAAUGCGACUUGAUGGAAAGGUGGCCUAUGUAACGGGUGCUGGCCAGGGCAUAGGCCGGGCUUUUGCUCAUGCCCUGGGUGAGGCUGGUGCAAAGGUGGCCAUUAUAGACGUUGACAAAGAUAAAGCUGAGGCAGUUACUAAAGAGCUUUUUCUGAAAGGCAUCAAUGCCAUUUCCAUCACAGCUGACAUUAGCAAACCAGUUGAUGUCCAGAGAAUGGUUGAUAACAUUGUCUCCAGAUGGGGGGCCAUUCACAUUGGCUGUAACAAUGCAGGAAUUAAUUUGAACUCAGCCAGUGAAGACACCAGUCUGGAGGAGUGGGACCAAACCUUUAAUGUUAACCUGAGGGGUACUUUCAUGUGUUGUCAGGCAGCAGGCCGAGUGAUGUUGAAGCAAGGUUAUGGUAAGAUAAUCAACACAGCCUCCAUGGCCAGUCUGAUAGUCCCACAUCCCCAGAAGCAGCUCUCUUACAAUACGUCAAAGGCUGGAGUGGUCAAACUGACUCAGACUCUAGGCACUGAAUGGGUUGAAAGAGGAGUGUGUGUCAACUGCAUUUCACCGGGGAUUGUUGACACCCCUCUCAUCCACUCAGAGAGUUUGAGGCCGCUUGUGCAGCGCUGGCUGUCAGAUAUCCCCGCUGGUAGACUGGCUCAAGUGACAGACCUGCAAGCUGCAGUGGUCUUCUUGGCAUCUGAUGCCUCUGACUACAUGACAGGGCAUAACUUAGUCAUAGAGGGUGGGCAAAGUCUCUGGUAGAUGGGGUAGAUGAAGAGAUGAAAACUUUUACCCCCUCUUUACUCUCUUGGCAUAAGUCUCUCUCUCUCUCUCUCUCUCUCUCUCUCUCUCUCUCUCUCUCUGACCUUACGACACAUUAAACACCGUAUUAAUUAAAGUGGUAAUAAUUAGGUAUGUUAACGUUUGUUUCAUUGUUUGAUAAGAAAUCUGGAAGCUUUCAUUUCUGUGUUGGGUACGUAGGUUCAGUUUGUUGUGUGCUAUGGCUGGAAAAAUGAUGCCAGUUCUUAUCAAACAGUGGAAAUGUCAUAUGUCAUAAAUAACUCCUUUUCUUCAAGAAAGUGGAGAAAAAAUGUGAACUGAAAAACACUGUUUUUUUUCUUAAAGCAACCUCUGAUUAUUUUGUCUCUGUUAUUGCUGCAUGUUCUCUAUGCAUUACUUCAUCCUAAAACAAUUAAGAUAAUUGUGGCUUUUAGCAUUGUCUUACAGUAAGACACAAUCUCUCUUAAUUCAUUUUCCAUAUUAAAAAAAAAAAAAAAAAAUGAGCGUUAGUUUUUGUUCUUUACUGGAAAACAUCAGGGGUGACAUUUUCAUAUUGAGAAAAAUAAAAGGACAUCUGCUUUUCUUGAGCAUGCAAAACACAUGAAUGGAUCAUACAAUAACUAAAUAAACUGGCACAGUUGUGCUUGUUUAUCACACUCUGUACACUGUAUUUUAGGGUUAAAAUAAAUAAUAAGCAUUAUAUUUUUUUUUACAGACUACAUGGAAAGUACUACAUCCUAGUCCAUUCAAACCACAAAAGGGUAAAAGUGAGAUGUAUUGUACACUGUCUGCACCUUGACUUACCACUCCCUCUGGUCCAAGACUCUUGUGUACCAUAUGCAGGAUUACAGCAUUCCAGUCUGCCUCUUUCCAGCACUUUCUUGCCAAAUGGCCCCCACAAGUGGUGCUUGUGAGUGCCUUCUUAAUUGCUCCAUUAACUGUUUGUGUGCUGAAAAACAAUACUUAAAGGAGAGGUUAGCCGAGGACGUGACCCCAGCUGCUGCAAUUAUAUGAAAAGUAGUGGCCAAUUAGCUCACUCUGUAAUGUGACACUGUUGGUGUUUAUGUGAGCAACUUCAACUUCUCACUGUUAGUGACUGUUCUCUGAUUUACAUAAUUGGGGGAUUGGUCAUUAAUGGGAAUGGCGUGUGAGAGGAUCCCAUUAAGAUAUGGAGUGAGAUCUGAUCAUCUCCAUUGCUCUCUGCUAUUUAUCUACAGCUGCAAUGGAACAUUAGAAGUUAUUGGGAUUCUUAUCCUCAUAUUUUAUGGUAAAAUAUAAAAGUUUUCCAGUGUGUGAACACAAGGUCUAGGAGAAUUUGUUCACAUAAGAGGCACAUUUUCUCUUGGCGGCCAUUUCCUGUCUUGCCACUGAGGGGCAGUAUAGAGACAAGCAGCUGCAGCACUGACACAAGGACAAAAAGUUGCAACAAGAGCAUAUCACAUUAUUUUCCAUCAUCUUAAGUAAUAACAAUGAACUUUGGCUUACGUGUAUUUAACAUGAGAACAACAAUCUGAUUCAAGUAUGCAAAAAGCUCAACCUGAUAGUCCAAGAAAUGCAUUAUAAAUACAUUUACAAUUAAAUGUUUUGUUUAGUGGACAUUUGAUUUUUUUUUUGAUAUUUUUAUUAGUUUUAACUUAAAAGAAGGACAGCUGAAUUUAAAAUAUAUCCUUUCCAGUGUUCAAAGAUAGUGAAGUGCAAAUAUUAGGUCUUAGUUGAUGAAGAACAAUAGCCAUUUGCAUUUAUGGAUCGUUGUCAUCGCUGUUAUUUUUUUCAUCUCCAGGUCAACCAAAAGUGGUGCAACGACAUUUUGUCUGUUUAUAUCAAAGCUUUUUUACCCUCUGUCCUCUUUGAAGCCAUUCAAUAUCAUCACUCCGAGGCAGUGUCUAAACUGUUGUUUUGUCAUCAUGUUUUGCUCUUUAUUAAACUCUUUAAAAGCUC
Molecule: messenger RNA, 3731 nt
Organism: Labrus mixtus (cuckoo wrasse)
Lineage: Eukaryota; Metazoa; Chordata; Actinopteri; Labriformes; Labridae
Exons: 11
Coding region: 120-1775 (551 amino acids)
Molecular function (GO): O-methyltransferase activity; oxidoreductase activity, acting on the CH-OH group of donors, NAD or NADP as acceptor
Source: RefSeq, a predicted model, not a curated record